GAAAGCAGAUCGGAGGCGAGCAGGAGUCGGAGGAGAGACGCUGUUUACUUCACUUGAUGAAGGCUCUUUUUACUCACUUUUUCAACAACUUUAUUCAAGUCGGAGACAACCAACAUGCUUUAAAUUCCUGCCUUAACGUGUUUUCAAAUCGGCAUAAACUAAAGCUUCUUGGGUGCUCGCCAUGGGGAGCUUUAAGGGCCACGCGCUACCCGGAACCUUCUUCCUGCUGGGCGGGCUCUGGUGGACGGCCAAGUUCUCGCUGUGGCACGCCACUCGCAGGAACAGGAACAUCGGCUCCACGCGACUCACCAGCCGGGCGUCACAGCGCCGCCUGGAGGUGGUGGAAUGUUCCCUCAUCCUCUUCUUCUCUUUUGUGGGCAUGCUUGCAGAGCAGUUCCUGUCAGACGGGCCACACCUGCAGCUGUAUGACUGGCCAGCGAAGCAGUGGAAAGAUGUGAUGAACUGGCAGCACGCCACCAUGUAUCUGUUCUUCGGGCUGGCAGGGGGCGUGUCCCUGGUGGUGCACACCACGGACGCCAUGCCGCUGGCACUGGACAGGCUGAUGAUGGCGCUGGCCUUCUUCAACGAAGGGUUCCUCUUCCUCUACCACCUGCACGGCAGGAGGCUGCUGGACGUGCACCUGCACACGCUGCUGCUCUACGCCGUGAUGGGCGGAGCCUGCGUCUGCUUCCUGGAGCUCUUCCAGCGAGGCAACGUCCUGCUGGAGCUGCUGCGCUGCGCCCUCACGCUGCUGCAGGGCAGCUGGUUCUGGCAGAUCGGCUUCGUGCUCUACCCUCCCGGGGGCCCCGCCUGGGACCCCGAGGACCACGGCAAUGUGAUGUUCGUCACCAUGUGCUACUCCUGGCACCUCGCCUUCGCCCUGCUGCUUGUGGGCGUGGUCUACUGCGCCGUCGGCUGCGCGGUGCGCUCCCGACUGAAGAAGACCCCGCCGGUGGAAAUGGGCCUGCUGAAGCCCAGAGACAAGGAGGCCGAGUCCGAGGAAGAGGUCUUGUGACCAGGACGCCCGUCUGGCGGCGUCCUUCCACUUCAGGGAUCCAGGGUGAGCCGCAAGAAGCGACCAGGAAGCAAAGGGACGAAUUUAAUAUGCUUGAAAAAAUCACUUCUUGGAGGUGUGACGGCACACGCCAUCUUGGGGCCAGUAUUUGUUUGUAUUGUUUACCUACCACACCACCUGCCUGUGUUUGUCUCACGCCAUCUUAGCUUAUUUUAUCUUAGCUUAGCGUCUUCAAAGUGUUCCAAUGUUAGAGGAAGUAAACACACGCACUUUACUUGACCAAAUAUCUUGUUUUCAUGUGUGUCCUUUUGUUGUUUAUGAAUAAACAUCCCAUUCAAACACGGCUCCAAACAUUUGAUGUCAAGCAAACGGUUGUAAGGCGGAGUUUCUAAACAUGUGUUCCUCAGUUGUAAUACACGUUUCCACCACUUGUGGCAGUAAUGACAACAUCACACAAACAGAAGAAGUCGGGAGAUAAAGUCUCAAGUGCAAAAAUUAUGACUAAAAUGGUAAAAGUGUAUUUUCAUCCGCGCUGUAAUUUUAUCGGCAGUUGAUUUCAGAAACGUAUUUACUUUAGCGCUACAUGAAUGUAUUUUUAGUCAUUUAUUUUUGAGUCCCUUGCUACUUAUUUUCCCAGUCGGCCUGAGCUAAGCCUAAAGGUUGACGUGUUACAUGAAAAAUAAUAUUUGUCAUUUGACAAGCAUGUAAAGUGUAAGUGUGUCAGAUAUAUGAUCGUUG
Molecule: messenger RNA, 1753 nt
Organism: Entelurus aequoreus (snake pipefish)
Lineage: Eukaryota; Metazoa; Chordata; Actinopteri; Syngnathiformes; Syngnathidae
Gene: tmem45a
Product: transmembrane protein 45a
Exons: 6
Coding region: 182-1015 (277 amino acids)
Source: RefSeq, a predicted model, not a curated record